AUGCGAGUAGCACCAUUCAGCACCUCGACGUGCCAUCUAGUCUGCCAGGUGCUCUUCGAUCUCGUGGCCGGGGCACGAAGCCCGGAGGAGGUGCUGCUGGACUUCAGCACCGAGUUCACCAAGCAGAACAGCUUGCAGGGUUGGAGAGUGGAGGUCGACGAGGACCUCUUCAACCACAUCAACGAGCUCGACGAAGCCGAUCGCGCAGAUGGCUUUGCUAGUGGGCUGCCACGCGGAAGGAGCACUUUGUCCCGGGAAGCUACGAAGAACCUGGGUCGAGGUCGGUCCGCCUCGCCGCGGUCGGGCUCCCCGCUGUUUCGUGGUGCAUCCCGGCGCCUGCAGGCUUGCAGGGCCUCGUCCCCGAGCCGUGUGGCCACUCGCACACCGACACCCGCCCAACGGUCGCCGUUGCAGCGCGUGGCGACGACCACGAGUCUGGUCAUCGGCGCACAAGCGACGACUGGCAAUGGGCCAUCGAGGCCUAUGCUCUUCAUCAACGAGCAGCACCCGCUUGCACACCUUCCAGAUCCCCUCGGUCGCGACGACUUCGUUGUCGAGCUUCGGAGGCGGCUGCGUGUCCCUCGGCUCUUUGGCAAAGAGGCCCGGGAGCACGGCGAGCGUGCAGGAGGCGCCGGCUUGGGCCAGGGCGAGCCGAUGUUGACGGUGGAGGAGUGCGAGGAUCUCUUCGAUGUCUUGCUUCAGAUGCAGAAGAUGGCCGGCACAGCCCACAGCAAUCCGGGGAGCUUGUCGUUCGGAUACUCCAUGGACGCCACUGUGGAAUCUUUUCUGGGGCUCUGCUCGCUCCGGAAAGCCAUGGAGCGCGGGACGCCGUCCCUCAAUGCCUUCCUGGGCAGCUUAGAAGUGCAGGAGAUGAAGUUGAUCGACCCCACAUUGAUGCGGCAGUUCUUGGUACAGGCUAGUCACAGGCUAGCAGGAGAAGGUGGUCUUCCAGGCACCGGCUGA
This is a messenger RNA of Symbiodinium necroappetens, 963 nucleotides long. The record is from the annotation of a GenBank genome assembly. Lineage: Eukaryota; Dinophyceae; Suessiales; Symbiodiniaceae.